Molecule: messenger RNA, 345 nt
Organism: Panicum virgatum (switchgrass)
Lineage: Eukaryota; Viridiplantae; Streptophyta; Magnoliopsida; Poales; Poaceae
Product: zinc finger A20 and AN1 domain-containing stress-associated protein 12-like
Exons: 1
Coding region: 1-345 (114 amino acids)
Molecular function (GO): DNA binding; zinc ion binding
Source: RefSeq, a predicted model, not a curated record
AUGGCGGAGAAGCGGAAGAGCGUCGACGUCGAGGAGAUCGGCGCCACCACCGCCGCGGCGGCCCCGUGUACCACCGGGUGCGGAUUCUUCGGCAACCCGACCACCGGCGGCAUGUGCUCCAAGUGCUACCGCGAGCACGCCGCCACGGUGCCGCCCUCCGACGAGACGAAGAAGAUGCAGGACGUUUACAAUUACAAGACGAGCGCCGUCACGCCCGGAGCACCCCGCGGCGCGCCGCCUGAGAAGAAGGCCAGGAUCGACACGUGCGCCGCAACCCCCAUCGCGCCGUCCCCGACAAGAUCGCCAAGCUUUGAACGAAACAGACAACCGCUGUCGAACUUGUAG